AGCAGUCCAGCGAGCAAGUCUCUCUCCUACGCUCUCUGGACAUUUUCACUUUUAGAUUUCCGUACCUAUACCUGACGGGCGACUAUAUCCUUCCGGCCACCGGAAAAAAAAGCUAUAGCCAACCCCCUGACUGCACUACACUCCGGCGAGUAGUACUUACCCAAAGUGCGCCAGUUCAGUUCCAUGCAGAUGUGGAGAAACAAGCGAGCGCUCAGCGAGAGUGAUUGUGAACAGGAUCUCUACCUUGACGAACAUUCCAACAAAGAUUGCUCUUCGCCCGGCGAAGGAUUGAACGAAUCUUGCGGGACUUCCAGCACCGGAGGCAACAUGACACGCAAGCGAAGGCGCGGAAUCAUCGAGAAGAGGAGAAGAGACCGGAUCAAUCACAGUUUAUCCGAAUUGAGACGGUUAGUUCCAUCGGCUUUCGAGAAACAAGGCUCGGCUAAAUUAGAGAAAGCCGAGAUCCUCCAGCUCACCGUUGAUCACCUGAAAAUGCUUCACGCCAAGGGUUUGGAUGCAUUGGCGUACGAUCCGCACAAAUUCGCCAUGGACUACCACAACAUUGGAUUUCGCGAGUGUACGGCGGAAGUGGCCCGCUAUCUGGUCUCGGUGGAAGGGAUGGAUGUCCAGGAUCCGCUCCGCUUGCGGCUCAUGUCUCACCUGCAGUGCUUUGCCGCCCAACGUGAACUCAGCAAUAAACCGGUGACCGCCGCACCUGGUGGCGGUGGGUCUGUUGGGUCAUCCGGCGUCGUGACUUCGCCCGUUUCGAGCGCUGCCGCUCCGUCAUCCGCCAUCAUCAACACGCCGGCCCCCAGCAACGCCUGGCCUUUCCCGCCGACUCCCGGCAGCUACGGUGGCGGACAUAAUGUCAACAGUGCUGUCCAGCAUCACAAUUUCAACAAUCAUCCGGCCACGUCCAGUUCGGGAGGCCAACAGAGCGGAACUCCCGGCCCGAGCAGCGUCUUUGAUCAAUCGGCCCAUCACUACGGAAUGGAUAUGGGCAAUUCGAUCGGCUAUCCAGCGGCGGCCAAUGCGGCCCGUCUCCAUCAUCACACGGCCAUGCCGCACCACCACCACCAUCAAACCGGAACAACGAUGACGACGCUCCAACCUGUCCAGCCCGGACAUCCUCACCAUCCGGCCACUGCUUCCUAUCCGCAUGUCAAUCACCAUCCGUUCCCCACAUUGGCUGCCCAGAAUGGCGGCUACACCACUUCCGGCAACCAAGUCCGACCUUACCGGCCAUGGGGUGCCGAAUUGGUUUAUUGAAAAACAAAAGAAAAAUUCUUCAUCCGGAAUUCUUUCGUCUGUAAAUAAAAUGCUAAUCAAUAUUUGCUAGUCAGCAACAGCAUCAGCCAACGAGACCAAUUAAUUGAAGUCGUUGUUCAAAUUCAAAUUUUCUUUCAUACGUUUUUUUGUAUCUCCCGCUCAUCAGUCGCCUUCCUUUGAUGUUGAAUCUCCCCCCAAAAAGCAAUUUCAUGACGCAAUUCUAUACAUUGGGGAAAUUUGGAAAAGAAAAAAAAAAUUUAAUGCGAACGAUCCAUUUUCCUUGAUGUUUUGUGAUGACGAUCUCUCUAUCUCUCAAUAUGCAAUACGAAUAAAUCUAGAUGAUUAAAAAAACAAAUUCAAAUUUCAUUCGCGCAUUUCCGGCAAAUACUUUAUUCAGCUCCUGUAUAUAGUGUAAACAA
Daphnia pulicaria is the source of this 1688-nucleotide messenger RNA. It is a transcript of the gene Hey, whose product is annotated as hairy/enhancer-of-split related with YRPW motif protein-like. Lineage: Eukaryota; Metazoa; Arthropoda; Branchiopoda; Diplostraca; Daphniidae. The record is from RefSeq and is a predicted model, not a curated record. Gene Ontology annotation, cellular component: nucleus. The coding region runs from base 184 to 1269 and encodes 361 amino acids. The transcript has 3 exons. Gene Ontology annotation, biological process: anterior/posterior pattern specification; regulation of transcription by RNA polymerase II; regulation of neurogenesis. Gene Ontology annotation, molecular function: protein dimerization activity; DNA-binding transcription factor activity, RNA polymerase II-specific; RNA polymerase II cis-regulatory region sequence-specific DNA binding.